Plasmodium yoelii is the source of this 990-nucleotide messenger RNA. RefSeq names its product PIR protein. Lineage: Eukaryota; Apicomplexa; Aconoidasida; Haemosporida; Plasmodiidae. The coding region runs from base 1 to 990 and encodes 329 amino acids. The transcript has 3 exons. The record is from RefSeq and is a predicted model, not a curated record.
AUGGCGAUUAGUAAAGUGUGUGGAGAUUUUGAUACUUUUUGGAGGUUUUUUCCCGAUGGUUUAAAAGAUUCUAUAAAUUAUAAGUUUAAUACUGGAUCAUUUAAGAAAUAUUGUCCUAAUAAUAAUUGUGACAGUGAUAUCGAUAAGAUAAAUGCUGGAUGUUUAUGGUUAAUUAAUAACAUUUUCAGUACAUCUGAUUUUUCAGUUGAUAAUAAUACUCUUAUGGAUGAUGCUACAUGUAUUAUGAUAUGGUUAGGUUAUAUAUUAAACCUAAAACCACCAGAUAAUAUCAACACAUUAAAAGAUUUUUAUUCUAAGCAUAUAGAAAAAAACACGAUGUACACUGAGAAUAAAGUUAAUAAUCAAGAAACAUAUAUUAAGGAAGUCAUGGAAGGAAUAAAGGAAUAUAUGGAUAUUAAUAUUAGUUAUAUGCCUAAAUUUUAUGAAUUACUUAAAUUAUUAUGUAAUAUGAAUAGUGAUAUAAAAAAAACUAGUAACGAUGUUUUACAAUAUGCUAAUAAUUUUGGUGAUGAAUAUGGAAAACUCCUUAAUGAUAAUGAAAAUAUUGACGGCAGUUCAUACAAUAAACUAUUACUUGUUUUAUCCAGGUAUUAUACUAAUUUUGGAAAAGGUAGUGAGCACUAUGAUAAAACAACAGAUUUUCCUUCAUUACCAACAAAAAAAACAACUGAAAAUGGUGAGGUAUUAGAUACUAAAGUAACUAAAACAGCUGAAAAUGGUGGUAUAUCAGAUACUAAAGUAACUAAAACAACUGAAUCUUCGCAUGAAACAGAUAAAUCAAAUAUUGUAACGAUAAUCCCGAUUUCUAAUACUGUAUUAUCAGGAUCGUCACUAGUAAACAAAAUAAUUAUAUUUUUAUCGAUAUUUGGUGCAAUAGCGAUUUUGGGGGGAAUUUCCUAUAAGUAUUCGUUAUUUGGAUUUCGGAAGCGAUCUCAAAAACAACGCUUGAGAGAAAAGCUAAAAAAAUAA